AAAAAACUUAUUUAAAGUGUUUAAAUAGUGUCUGAAAAAGAAAAUGAUUUUAAAGCAAUAUAUUUGUUAUAUUAGCGCCAUUUUAUGCUUGUGCAAAGUAACGGAAGUUAUCGGUGGUGCUACAGAAGAACAGAUGUGGGCCGCUGGUAAUUUGAUGAGAGAUGUUUGUUUACCUAAAUUUCCCAAGGUUACCAAGGAAAUUGCUGAUGGUAUUCGAGAGGGUAAUUUACCCAAUGAAAAGGAUCCAAAAUGUUAUGUCAACUGUAUAUUGGAAAUGAUGCAAACGAUGAAAAAAGGCAAAUUCUUGUAUGAGGGUUCCCUUAAGCAAGUCGACAUAUUAAUGCCCGAUCAUUUUAAGGACGAAUAUAGAGCAGGUUUAGCUAAAUGUAAAGAUGCAGCUGUUGGCAUUAAAAAUAAUUGUGAUGCUUCAUAUGCAAUUUUCACUUGUCUCAGAGCAGAAAUCACCAGAUUUGUAUUUCCUUAAAGAUGGAAAUAAUGUGGAAUUGAGUUCGUUUUUUUUUUAAAUUUUAGUUUUAGACAAUAUUGGCUAAGUUGCUUAACAUUGGUAAAGUAGUUGUAUAUAGUAGAUUUAAAUGUAUAUCUUUGAAUUAGUAAAUUAUUUAAAUAAAAUAAUAUAAUACA
Molecule: messenger RNA, 642 nt
Organism: Lucilia cuprina (Australian sheep blowfly)
Lineage: Eukaryota; Metazoa; Arthropoda; Insecta; Diptera; Calliphoridae
Gene: Obp19a
Product: general odorant-binding protein 19a
Exons: 3
Coding region: 44-484 (146 amino acids)
Biological process (GO): sensory perception of smell; olfactory behavior
Cellular component (GO): extracellular region
Molecular function (GO): odorant binding; dibutyl phthalate binding
Source: RefSeq, a predicted model, not a curated record